AUGGCUCCUAUGAGCCUACGCGUCCUCGCACCUCCGUCAUCUGACACGAGUGAGACGCCCACACUGGUACUGCAAUGUGACUCACGAAAGUAUAUGUUCAAUGCAGGCGAAGGCACGACACGAAUCUCGGCACAAUACCGAGCAUCAAACUCACGUGUUGAGCACAUCUUUUUGACGCGUGUCGCGUCUGAGACCAUGGGUGGCAUUCCCGGCCUGCUAAUGACACUAGCUGAUGGCGGUCGGACCUCGGUUGAUGUGUAUGCGCCACCGAACCUGCUCUAUGCGCUGGCCACGACACGUUUGUAUGCGCGGCGAGAGUCGAUGCGCGUGAAGCCGCAUGAAAUUCCGGUAACUGAGCCGCAUGUAUGCUUUGCAGAUGAGCACAUUGAGCUACAAGCCAUACCACUUUUGCCCGCACAGCAUCGCGAACUGUAUGCUGCACAAAGUAGUGAUCUUCCAUCCUUUGAUCCAGUCUUGCAGCCAUGGAAUCAGCCACACUGGCGCCCAUCGUCCCUCCGCGGAGCGGAUGCCUUGCAAUGGUUUAGGUGCAUUGUUCAGGAUGCGUGGAAAGCAGAAGAAGCAUCGACAAUUUUGCCUGAUACUGUUAGCAGCGGCAACGCUCAUGGCAAUAUACCUGCGCGUCUCGCGACCAGCCCGGCCCGUUGCGCAUAUGCUCUUCCUCCGCCAUUGGUUCCCUGUAUUCAAGGGGGGGCGGACGCUGGACGCCAAGCAGCAGUGAUGGCAUACAUUUGUUCAGGCCACACGCAGCGGGGAAAAUUUGAUCCAGCGCGUGCGAGUGAGCUGGGUAUCCCACCUGGUCCUGAGUUUGCACGCCUCUCACGCGGCGAACAAGUGCGCAUUAUACGCCCUGUCGCGUGGUCUACGAUGGACGCAGAGCAAAGACAAGAAUGGCUCCGUUCAUGCCGCAGGAACGGCAGCGGCAGCAAUAACAAUAAUCACAGCCGCUCAGGAAAAGAGGCAUCGCAACAAGAUUUUUCCCAUACGGACGUGGAAUACGUCGACAUACAAAGUCAAGAUGUUGUGGGGAGUGCGCGUGCUGGGCCUGUGUUUUUCUACAUGCACGUACCGACGCUCCAACACUUGGACUCGCUUCUUGACGAUCCAAAGAUUCGAGCGGCAUUUGCACCAUACACUUGGGAAACCAACAAGUCGCUUAUAGAGGAGCAGCGACGAACACCACAUAUGAUCUUACAUGCGGUGCCGCUAGAAGUUUGGCAAGAUGAGCGCUACCAGGCAUGGCGGCGGGAUUUCGGGCCCGCAUGUCAUCAUUCUGUGGUUAACAGAGACAUGUGUGCAGAUACCUUGACCUAUACAUCAAAUGCCAUAUCCCUUUUGCGCCUGUCACGCAUGGAUCCAGACGUUUUUUCUGUGCCAGGGUACAGACUUGAGCCGCGCGUUAGGGACCCGAGCACCCUACCCACCCAGAUUAACACUCACAUCCCCUUGCAGCCACGAGGUGCCCCGACGCAGCUGCCUAUCAUUGCGCCUGUUUUUGAUAAGCCACUACAUGAGAUGCACCAGCACGCCACACUUGACGACGAUGACAAUGACUCCAAGAAUAGUGCAUCGCCAGGGUCCAAAGCCACAUGGGAUGCAUAUUGCGCAAUGGCUGCACAAGUGCGACAGAGUGCAUCUGUGCCACCUCGUACACCUGAGGCGGGGUUGGCUGACCAAGUUGAGCUCACGACGCUCGGCACGGGAAGUUCUGCUCCGUCCAAGUACCGAAAUGUGCUGAGCACUCUGGUCUACAUGCCAGGAGAUGGCUACCUGGUCCUUGAUGCGGGCGAGAGUACAUAUUUCCAACUCGCACGCCGCUUUGGGCCUGGGGAGCUUGGUUGGGACGGUCGCAUAGGCAUCAACAAGGUCCUGCGUGAACUCAAAAUGAUCUUUGUGAGCCAUAUUCAUGGCGACCACCACAUGGGUGUGAUUCGUCUUCUGCUAGAGCGCCGCCGACUUUCACCAAGCGAGCCUCUUGUCCUUGUGACGAACAAUUUCACUCGUUUCUACCUGUAUGAGUACGACUUGAUUGAGCAACUGGGUGUUCGAGACGGCAGUGUGCUCGCGUUGGAAAACGAGGCGCUCGAUUGGGAGCACGGCAUAGAUCCUGAUCCUCUGUCAACUCGAGCGACUGCUACUGCCACUACAGCUCGGCGGCUCAGCAAUACGAAGGAAGAUAACGCUGCAGCGCAGACGGAACGACAUCUCGCCACGCUCAAGCGCCUGACUAACCUGACUGGUGUCCGCACGGCCGCCGUAUCGCAUCGAGCUGGACAUUGCUACGGACUGAUUCUUACACACAAGUGUGGAUGGAAGUUCGUAUUCAGUGGUGACACCAUGCCUUGCAACUCACUGGUGCAGGCCGGCAAGGGAGCCACCUUGUUGGUGCAUGAGGCAACGAUGCAAGACGAUGAGGCUGAGCUCGCAGCAGCCAAGGGGCAUAGCACAAUUGGACAAGCAUGCAGGGUUGCCCGCGACAUGAAAGCGGAACACUUGCUGCUAACUCACUUUUCCCAGCGGUAUCCAAAACUCGCACGUCUAGACGUAGGCGGCAGCACUCGUGGCGCCUAUGGUGAGAACAAAGGAGUCGACGAUUGCCAGCAUCAGGACCAAGAGAGAGAUGACAGAAUGGCGUCUCAAGACGUGCCACCGAUCGGCAUUGCUUUUGACAUGAUGCGAAUGACCCCUGCGCAGCUUCGUCGCAUGGUAGCUGGACAUCGAGCUAUGAGUCUGCUUUUGGAGACGGAGCCCGAAGCAAUCGACGAGCCAACGGGGCCAGCUUUGUCAUCGUCGUCGUCGUCGUCAUUGUCAGCGUUAUUAGCUGGUGCCCAAGCAGAGCCAACAGCCUUUUCCCCACCAAAGACAAAGCGUGCGCGCAACUUGUAUGCCUCUCAGACUCGAUUCAAUUUUCACUAUCUUGUACUGACAUUCACGUCAAGAAACAAGGCAUUACGUCCGCCAUCGGAACUGAGUGUGAGUGAAGGCACGCGACGCGCACUGCAAAGUGCAUUCGGUUCUAUCGGCGGCGCUGUGGCUGUUGACGUGAUGUAUGCAGGCCUCCCUCUAGAUCCAUCUGUUGCACCAGAUGGAGCCGUAGGAGAGGCGGUGCUGCGUGUAGCAUCUGAGCAUGUCGACACAUUGGCAAGUGCUUUAUCCAGCAUCCAAGGCCAGGCGCACGCCACAAUGACUGGCCAGCAAGAAGAGAUGCGUGUCUCGGUGCGCGGGACAUCACAUAAUGUAGGGGCACUCCGGUCUAACACGAGCCGUGCUUGGAUCCAACAGCAGCUGCAAAUGCACGAAAGCAAGCCAUAA
This is a messenger RNA of Malassezia globosa CBS 7966, 3330 nucleotides long. RefSeq lists its product as uncharacterized. The coding region runs from base 1 to 3330 and encodes 1109 amino acids. Gene Ontology annotation, biological process: mitochondrial tRNA 3'-end processing. The record is from RefSeq and is a predicted model, not a curated record. Lineage: Eukaryota; Fungi; Basidiomycota; Malasseziomycetes; Malasseziales; Malasseziaceae. Gene Ontology annotation, cellular component: mitochondrion. The transcript has a single exon. Gene Ontology annotation, molecular function: 3'-tRNA processing endoribonuclease activity.